ACCCAACUUUCCUACACUUACUGUGUUUUCGUCCUCCAACCUAUAGACAACGAUGGAAGCAUUCGAUACAUAUCAAACGCCGCUUUCUAGUCGAUAUGCGAGCAAGGAAAUGGCUCAUCUGUUUUCACCUUCAAACCGAUUCUUCACCUGGCGAAAACUGUGGUUAAAUCUCGCCAUCGCAGAAAAAGAACUGGGCCUUCGAAUCUCGGAUGAAGCGAUUUCGCAGAUGAAGGAUAAUUUGCAUCUAACACCAGAACAAUUCGACGUGGCGGCGGCGGAAGAGAAAAAACGGAGACAUGAUGUGAUGGCUCAUGUGUAUACUUUUGGAACAGUUGCGCCGGCUGCUGCGGGGAUUAUUCAUCUAGGCGCGACUUCAUGCUACGUUACCGACAACGCCGACCUCAUCUUCCUCCGCGACGGUCUCGAUUACCUCAUCCGCUCUCUCUACGUCCUGAUAUCCCGUCUAUCCGCAUUCGCCUCCAAGUAUCGAGAUCUCCCAACCUUGGGGUUCACGCAUUUCCAGCCCGCGCAGUUGACGACGGUGGGGAAACGGGCGACGUUGUGGAUACAGGAACUUCUCUGGGACCUCCGCAAUAUCAAACGUGCAAGAGAAGACCUUGGGUUCCGCGGUGUAAAAGGUACAACUGGUACUCAAGCCAGUUUCUUGGCUCUUUUCGAUGGAGACCAUGAAAAGGUCGAAUCCCUAGACAAACGCGUCACCCAGCUUUCCGGGUUCGACUACGCUUACCCCGUGACCUCACAAACCUACUCACGCAAAAUCGAUAUCGACGUACUAGCACCUCUCGCUUCCCUCGGUGCCACCGCCCACAAAAUCGCUACUGAUAUCCGUCUUUUGGCGAAUUUGAAGGAGAUCGAAGAACCAUUCGAGUCGACUCAAAUAGGCUCUUCGGCGAUGGCGUACAAACGCAAUCCAAUGCGUUCCGAACGUGUCUGUAGUCUUUCAAGACAUCUAAUGGUGUUGCACCAAAAUGCCCUUAUGACAGCAAGUGUACAGUGGUUUGAACGAACUCUGGACGAUAGUGCCAACCGCCGGAUCACACUCCCAGAAGCUUUCCUCACCGCCGACAUCGUUCUUUCCACUCUUCAAAACAUCUCCGAAGGUCUCGUCGUCUACCCCCGCGUCAUUGCUCGGCGUAUCUCGCAAGAGCUCCCCUUCAUGGCAACAGAAAACAUCAUCAUGGCUCUCGUCAAAGCCGGCGGAGACCGCCAAGAAGCUCACGAGAAUAUCCGGGUGCUAUCCCACGAAGCGGCUCACCAGGUCAAGCAGCUGGGGCUGGAGAAUGAUUUGAUCGAGCGGGUGAAGCGGGAUCCGUACUUUGACCCGAUUAAAGACCAAUUGGAUAGUUUACUAGAUCCGAAGAGUUUUGUUGGGAGGGCACCGGAGCAGGUAGAGAGGUUUUUGAGGGAGUGGGUGGACCCGGUGUUGGGGGAUGAGAUUGGGAGGGAGGUGAUUAAAGGGGCGGGGAAGGUGGAGUUGAGUGUUUGAGGGGGGUGGGGAAGUGGCAGUGGUUCCGAAUGUCUGCGGCUGGGGUGUCGUAUCGUGUUUAUGUUUAUGCUAUAUAUAUAUAUCUGAACGCGAUCGUGUUCGUACAACUCAUAACAUUGUUCUGAACGCUA
Messenger RNA from Lentinula edodes (shiitake mushroom), 1638 nucleotides. Its product is annotated as L-Aspartase-like protein. The coding region runs from base 53 to 1507 and encodes 484 amino acids. Gene Ontology annotation, cellular component: cytosol. NCBI's taxonomy places the organism in Eukaryota, Fungi, Basidiomycota, Agaricomycetes, Agaricales, Omphalotaceae. The transcript has 9 exons. The record is from RefSeq and is a predicted model, not a curated record. Gene Ontology annotation, biological process: 'de novo' AMP biosynthetic process. Gene Ontology annotation, molecular function: (S)-2-(5-amino-1-(5-phospho-D-ribosyl)imidazole-4-carboxamido) succinate lyase (fumarate-forming) activity; N6-(1,2-dicarboxyethyl)AMP AMP-lyase (fumarate-forming) activity.